AUGCCUUCGCAGGACAACGCCCAGACCACCGGCUCCGAACUUGUCCAGGAACUUGCCGACAUCAUCAAGGGCAAGGUCAUCCUGACCACCGGCGUCUCGCCCGGCGGGCUCGGGGCUUUCUUCGUCGAGGCCAUCGCGGCCGCGAACCCGGGGCUGCUGAUUGUCGCCGGCCGUAACCUCGACAAGGUCCAACAGACCGUCGACAACUUGGCCAAGUCCCAUCCGGGCGUCAAGACCCGCCCCCUGCGCCUGGACCUGAUCUCCCUGGCCGCCGUACGCGAAGCCGCGGCGGAGGUGAACGCGUGGGAUGACGUCCCCUUCAUCGACGUUCUCGUGAACAACGCCGGCGUCAUGGCGACCCCGUACGCGCUGUCGCCCGACGGCGUGGAGAGCCAGUUUGCCAUCAACCACCUCGGCCACUUCUUGUUUACCAACUUGAUCAUGGGCAAGCUCCUGGCCGCCAGCAAGCCGAGGGUGGUCAACGUGAGCAGCGACGGGCACCGGCUCAGCCCCAUCAGAUUCGACGACUUGAACUUUCACGGCGGCGAGACCUACAACAAGGCCCGGGCGUACGGCCAAGCCAAGACGGCCAACAUGCUGAUGGCGCUCUCCUUGGCCGAGAAGCUCGGCAAGAAGGGGCUGCAGGCCUACAGUCUGCAUCCCGGCGUCAUCCACACAAACCUGGCGAACCAUCUAGACUGGAAUGUGGAUUUUGAGGCACUCCACGCCGAGGACAGAGCCCAGGGCCACCGGCAAGGCUGGGAGGGCUUCAAGUUCAAGACGCCCGACCAGGGCAUCGCCACGCACGUGUUCGCCGCUUUCCACCCGAGCCUGGAAGCAGACCACAACGGCGCCUACCUCCAGGACGCCCGCGUUGCCGAUCCCUGGACCGACACGGUCCUGCCCUGGGGCACCAGCCCGAUCGAGGCGGAGAAGCUGUGGAGGCUGAGCGAGAAGCUGGUCGGCCAGGAGUUCAAGUACUGA
Messenger RNA from Thermothielavioides terrestris NRRL 8126, 984 nucleotides. RefSeq lists its product as uncharacterized. NCBI's taxonomy places the organism in Eukaryota, Fungi, Ascomycota, Sordariomycetes, Sordariales, Chaetomiaceae. The record is from RefSeq and is a predicted model, not a curated record. The coding region runs from base 1 to 984 and encodes 327 amino acids. The transcript has 4 exons.